Prosopis cineraria is the source of this 738-nucleotide messenger RNA. RefSeq names its product pathogenesis-related leaf protein 4-like. The record is from RefSeq and is a predicted model, not a curated record. Bases 51 to 551 code for a protein of 166 amino acids. Lineage: Eukaryota; Viridiplantae; Streptophyta; Magnoliopsida; Fabales; Fabaceae. The transcript has a single exon. Gene Ontology annotation, cellular component: extracellular region.
UCUCAUCCCUUUUGCAUCAAACAGAUAACAUAACAAAGCCAAAAGCCACAAUGAGGUCUCCAUCAUCAGAUCUCAAUCUCUUAGCCAUUUUCUUCAUCAUCUUCCUCUCAUCACCAACCUUUUCUUGCCUCUGCCUUGCCCAGAACACUCCUCAAGACUUCCUUGCUGUACACAACUCAGCUCGAUCUCAGGUCGGUGUGAGUCCCCUCUACUGGAACCACACCCUUGCUUCCUACGCUCAGAACUACGCCAACAAGCGAAGCCAUGACUGCAACUUGGAGCACUCCGGCGGGCCCUUUGGCGAGAACAUCGCCGAGGGCUACGGUGACAUGAAGGGCUCCGACGCCGUCAAGUUCUGGCUCACCGAGAAGCCUAACUACGACUAUCACUCUAAUUCUUGCGAGAAUGAUGAGUGCCUUCACUAUACUCAGAUCGUUUGGAGAGAUUCUCAUCAUCUUGGAUGUGCUAGAGCUAAGUGUACUAAUGGAUGGAUGUUUGUGAUUUGUAGUUAUGAUCCUCCAGGCAACGUUGAAGGCGAAAGACCAUAUUGAUUGGAAUAUAUAUAUAUAUAUAUAUAUAUGCACACCCACACACAUGCACUGAGAAGUUGAAACACUCUCAUCUUUAUUGCUGGAGGAUUAAAAUUAAACCAUGCCAUUAUUAGGUGCGGUUCAACGAUGAGGUGUAAUGAUAUCUAUGGUUGAUAAUUUAUAUGGAAUAUCUGAAAUUUAAAUUCAA